CCGCAAGAAAAUCAAAAGCCUCUUCGCGCCGACUGGCGCUACUACAUGGCGCGCGAUCUGGCGCCUCUGACUGGGCAACCUUUGAUGCAGCGAUGACGACCUGCAGCGAGGUGGGCGAGCCCGUGUGCCAUGACGGCCUUGAGCCUCUCACGCUGCGCUUGGAUGAGGACAGCGUGAUGUGCUACCUGCCACAGCUCCUGGAGAGUCCCUCCAGGGCCACUAGCUGCUACACUGCACUGGCUGAGACGCUGCAGAGGCUGCUGGCCACCGUGCCGGCACCGCCGAAGGACUCCUCCAGUGAGAACGACCGGGCUCAGUUCUAUGGCAGCGGGAGCUUUGGGAAGGGCGACUUCCGCUUCAACCCCCGCUGGUGCCUGGCUGGUCGUGCUUUGGAGGAUGAGAAUUUGAAGGAGGUGCUGUACCUCAAGGAGAGGGUUGAAGAAGAGACACUGCGGACCUUACAGGGUUUGCCUGAUGAGUGCAGAGAGGUUGCUCAUGGGCUGAGCGAGCAAGCAGAGAGCCUUGGGUCCGAGCUCGAGCCCUUCUUCAACAGUGUCUUGGUGAACUUCUACCUGGAUGGACGGGCUCAGAUCAAGUGGCAUGCCGACGACGAGAACUGCUAUGGUCCUGCCGAGCGCAUCGUCAUCGGCUCCGUCUCUCUGGGCGCCCCACGACCCUUCGAACUCCGGCGGACGCCACGCAAGGGCGACGGGCGAAAUGCUCAGGAGCGGCGAAGGAUUUGGCUGCAGCCGGGCUCCCUGCUGAUCAUGGCAGGCGCCAUGCAGGCGAAGUGGCAACACUCGCUGCCUGCAGAGACGCGGACACAAGUGGUUCGUCCUGGGUCCUGCAUUGAUCGAACGGCGAGGUGAGUCAAUACAUGGGACCUGGAUCGGUUCGUGCCCAACCUCUUUGCAGUCUCUAAUGUCUCUCAGUGACCUUGUACAGAUCUUUAGGCGACCUCAUUCUAGGAUCUCAAAAGGUCCCCUUUUGAAGGUCCUGGUUUAUAGUGUUUUUUUUUUUCUGCUGGGUUUGGUUGAGUCAAUCCAUGGUGGCUUGGGUAGGCCGGUGGAAGGCUUUGGGGUUGGGUAAGGUGACUGUGGUCAAAGUGGUAGACCAAUGAAAGCCCCACUGGCUCAUGGCAGUGAAGAGCAGCUACAGCUGGAGCUCGAAAAGAAAAUGCCUGUCCUCAGCUUCUCCAGGGCCAGUGGCACUGGUUGUUGUUCACUCUUCAGUAACCCUAUGGAUCCACAUACCUUCUCAGAAGGCAAUUGGGUCCCCCAAG
Messenger RNA from Durusdinium trenchii, 1282 nucleotides. NCBI's taxonomy places the organism in Eukaryota, Dinophyceae, Suessiales, Symbiodiniaceae. The record is from the annotation of a GenBank genome assembly.